GCAGAAUGGCAGAAACAAUUCUACUGUGGUUCUUCUAUCUGACCUCAUUGCUGUGCCACACAACAAAUCAAGCUCGUCUGACUGUGAGCCCCAGCAGCUCUCAGCUGUUUGAAGGUGACUCUUUGUCUCUGAGCUGUGAGGCUGAGGACAGCCCUGCUGGAUGGACUGUGAGGAGGAACACGCCCAAACGACAGAGGAGUCGGUGUGGAGAUGGGUGGGGAAAACAAGUCGGUUCGUCUUGUACCAUCACCUACAGCUUCAGAAGGGACAGUGGUGUUUACUGGUGUGAGUGCGGAGAGGGAAUAACCAGUAACACCGUCAACAUCACUGUGACAGGUGGCCCAGUGAUCCUGCAGAGUCCUGUGCUUCCUGUGAUGGAGGGAGACAGCAUCACGCUGCUCUGUAAAUCAAAGUCCACACAUUCAAACCUCCCAGCUGCUUUCUAUAAAGAUGGCUCCUUCAUCAGGACUGAGUCUACGGGUCACAUGACCAUUCCUCAUGUUUCCCUGUCUGAUGAAGGCCUCUACAAAUGUCACAUCAGUCAUCAUUGAGAGUCUCCACCCAGCUGGAUCACUGUCACAGCCCCACUGACUACGCCGAUCCCAUCCACUGCUCUGCCUACUGAUUCAGCUCCGCCCUUUGUCUCAACUCACCUGCCACUUGUAGCGACCCUGGCCUUCCACCUGAUGGUGUUCUGUUGAUAUUUUAUCUCCACCAUCCUCGUGUUGUCAUUACAUCAACAAGUCCCUCAGAUAACAUUCACUGUCAAAUACUCAGCUGAUCAUUGUAUCUGUUGCGCUUUUCUGUUUUUCUGUCUUAUAGAUACUGUUCAUUUCUAAAAUAUAUGGAGGGUCAAAAAAAUCA
Neolamprologus brichardi is the source of this 864-nucleotide messenger RNA. The record is from RefSeq and is a predicted model, not a curated record. NCBI's taxonomy places the organism in Eukaryota, Metazoa, Chordata, Actinopteri, Cichliformes, Cichlidae.